Messenger RNA from Porites evermanni, 735 nucleotides. The record is from the annotation of a GenBank genome assembly. NCBI's taxonomy places the organism in Eukaryota, Metazoa, Cnidaria, Anthozoa, Scleractinia, Poritidae.
AUGCAGUUCUCUGUCUUCUCUACCUUGCCCUUUUUCACUGCAGAUAAUGUCGCCUUCACUGAGCGGCUUCUUCAGGCCAUAGCAUGGUCUAUUCAAAGACUCAAGUUUGACUUUUUUCUACGAAUAGACGAUGAUCAUUUUCUUUGCCUGGAUCGUCUUCUGUACGAGUUGAACUACCGGCCCAAACAAGCUCUAUACUGGGGAUUCGUCCACUGUAGGCCGAAAAUCGUCCGCGUAGACGAGGCGUGGCUUAUGUUGACUCGUGACUUGAUCGAGGAAAUCUUGGAGAAGAGAAACUCCACUCUACUUUGCUCUCCGUACGGCGACCAAGCUGUUGCCAUAUGGAUGGGAAAUAGCUCUAAAAAUGUGACAUAUUUCAUGGACAAUCAUCGGAUAGUGCAUAAAAGUGCGGGCAAAGAUCAAAAGUUCUUUACGAAAGAUGUUUGCAUGAAAUAUUUAAGUCUCCAUGGAACUUAUCCCAAGGCUAUGAGACAGUUGUGGUUGGUAGCAAGCGGGUUUCGUCAAAGGACCCCGGGAGCUAUCGCGUAUACUGUUAACAAAAUAGAGCCAUUUGAUAGACUAUGUCCUCACUCUCCCCGGUUUGAUUACCGUGGGUUUAUACCCGAAUAUCAGUUUAAGCCUAAGCCUUGCUAUGAAAAUCCCAAGUGGGCUUUGUCCAAAGAGAGACAUGUUGGACGAGAGGAAACUGGGGAGAGAUAUUCAAAAUACAAAUGA